Impatiens glandulifera is the source of this 1080-nucleotide messenger RNA. RefSeq names its product gamma-glutamylcyclotransferase 2-1-like. Gene Ontology annotation, cellular component: cytoplasm. The coding region runs from base 227 to 919 and encodes 230 amino acids. The transcript is spliced from 9 exons. NCBI's taxonomy places the organism in Eukaryota, Viridiplantae, Streptophyta, Magnoliopsida, Ericales, Balsaminaceae. Gene Ontology annotation, biological process: glutathione catabolic process. Gene Ontology annotation, molecular function: gamma-glutamylcyclotransferase activity; glutathione specific gamma-glutamylcyclotransferase activity. The record is from RefSeq and is a predicted model, not a curated record.
UUCUUUGUCAUAUUUUCAUUACAGAGAGAAGAAGAGAAACAGGGGUUUUUUCCUCUACAUUCCCGAGGCUUCUAGGGUUUUCAAGUUAAAGCCCUAGUAGCCGUCGCAUCUUCCUUUCAAUUUCUUCUUUUCCUGCCCGGUAAUUUGAUUCUUCUUGUUCAUCAUACAUUGGAAUCGCCCUAGAUUUCGAAGACAUUUGUUGGAUUUCUGAUAAUCUCUGCAAACCAUGGUUUUUUGGAUAUUUGGGUAUGGUUCAUUGGUUUGGAACCCUGGAUUUCAUUAUGAUGAGAAGGUCAUAGGUUACAUCAAGGACUAUAGGCGAGUGUUUGAUCUUGCCUGUAUUGAUCAUAGAGGAACCCCUGAAAGACCUGCAAGAACCUGCACAUUGGAAUCAAUGGAAGGAACUGUUUGUUGGGGCGCAGCAUACUGUGUGCGAGGAACUCCCGAAGAGGAAAUCAAGGCCAUGGAGUAUCUUGAGCGCAGGGAAUGCGAAUAUGAUCAGAAGACAUAUGUGAACUUCUAUAAGGAAGGGGAUGACACAAAAGCUGCAAUUACUGGAGUGAUGGUUUUCACAUCGACACCUGACAAAGAAUCAAACAAGUAUUACUUGGGUCCUGCUCCAUUAGAGGAAAUGGCUUGGCAAAUUGCGACUGCAGAUGGUCCUUGUGGCAAUAACAGAGACUACAUCUUCUUAUUGGAGAAAGCUUUAUCCACCAUAGGUCAUGAAGAUGAGUUAGUGAUAGAACUGGCUAAAGAAGUGAGGAAGGUUCUGACUGUCAUGGAAGCGAGUUGUUCUUCAAUGGAGAAAAACAUCGACACGAAGAAGUUAACGGGUCCCACACACAUUCCUUUGAAGUCUAACCUACCGGAAACUACUAUCCAACAACUGCUGCCACCGCUUGUUGCGACGGAUUCAUGAUAAUGGAGAGGAAGAAUUAACAUGAAUAAUACUAGUAAUAAUAAAAAUAAGUACAUUUGUGGCUGGGGUGGCCUUUCUUUGCUAAUUACUACUUUCCUUUUGAUGAAUUAGACUUGAAGAGAUCUUUGCGAAAUGAGUUUGAAAGAUGGCCUCGCCUAUAA